Molecule: messenger RNA, 828 nt
Organism: Hevea brasiliensis (rubber tree)
Lineage: Eukaryota; Viridiplantae; Streptophyta; Magnoliopsida; Malpighiales; Euphorbiaceae
Exons: 3
Coding region: 126-485 (119 amino acids)
Source: RefSeq, a predicted model, not a curated record
UGAAUUAUGCAAUUUGGAGUCAUCGUUCGGGAUCAUGCGAUGUGGCUGACGAUUAAAACGGAGUCGUAGGGUUUUUCAACAGUGCAGCCUCCAUAUAUUGGUGGCCUUUCGAAGAGUGCCUUCCAAUGAGCGCAGAGAUGGGCAGAAAGAAGGAAGGGUACGGAUGGGCAGUAUCAGCUGGAAUCAACGCCGCUCUCGCUGCCAUAGCUGCUAAGUUCUUUUACAAUCAGUUUGUUAGAUAUAGUCUGGUUGUGAUAUGUAAUGUUACAAUGUGGGGAUGUUACGUUAACAGCCUUAAAGUUCUUUCAUCUCUGCAAGCUACAGUGACGAACUUUGCCACGAAUUUCCUCUCCUCUGGUCUAGCAGGAUUUUUGUUUUUUGAGGAAGCAUUAUCAGCUCAGUGGUUUGCAGGUGCCUUACUCAUUGUAAUUGGUGUAGUGAUACUUAGCAAGUCAAGUAUAGAACGAAAGCCAAGCAUUGAUUAGAAGCUUCAUUGGUGGAUCUACAUCUACUUCUGCUCUUAUUAGGUUAAACAAUUGAUAUGCCUUUUGGUUUAUUGAAGCAAAGCUUUAAGAUGAUAUUUCUGAGAGUCACUAGAAGCUGUUGCAGUGAUCAUGUGUUCUUAUUUGGUAAGAUACAAGAGCCAUUGUCAGUCAAUGUAGGUUCAAAUCUGUUAGAGCCAUUGUCAGUCAAUGUUGGUUCAAAUCUGUUACCCGACUUUUUGGUGUAGUAGGGAUGUGCUAUAUGCUAACAUCUAUUUGUUGUCGAGUACCGUUUGAUGGAUCUAUCAUAGCAUAUGAUGAAUUGGCAAGAAAAUAUUGAUAAUUA